Messenger RNA from Orbilia oligospora ATCC 24927, 858 nucleotides. RefSeq lists its product as uncharacterized. The record is from RefSeq and is a predicted model, not a curated record. The transcript has 2 exons. NCBI's taxonomy places the organism in Eukaryota, Fungi, Ascomycota, Orbiliomycetes, Orbiliales, Orbiliaceae. Bases 1 to 858 code for a protein of 285 amino acids.
AUGAACCACCAUUCACCCCGACCCCCCUCGUCCACCACCGCCACCACCUCUCCCGCCCGUCCUAAACCCGGCGGUCGCGUCCUAGGGCGACCGAUUCCAAAUCGCACAGUUCUUUCACCGGCUCUCGCUCACCGACCCGGCUUAGCUGUUUCUCCUUCCGAGAGUUCCGCUUCAUACGCUUCGCAAAGCUCCUUUGGUAUUAUUUCUGGAGUCGGGGGUCACGGCAGUGGGCACCGGCGGCAGGAUAGUGCGACUGCGAGUGGGUAUUCUACACCUGUUGGAAAUGGUACGGGAAAUGGACUUGCUGUUGGAGGUGGUGGGAUUGGACGAUAUGGUGGGGAGACGGAGAGUCCGGGGAGGAUGAUAUGUCCUAUCUGUGAGACGGAUAUGGUCACCCUCCUCCAACUCAACCGCCACUUAGACGAAGAACACAAGGAAGUCGAGGAAGUCGAGAAGGACGAUAUAUCAUCAUGGUUCCAGAAGAACCUACUAAAAGCAAAACAAUUCCAGCCUGUAGCACUGAUCAAUCAGAAGCUAAAGGGCCUUGAUGUUUUCGAAUCGAAUGAUAACUUCCACCCGACGAUACAAUCACCGACCCCGGCACCUAGUAUUGCCUCGACUGCGUCUAUUACAAGUAUCGCCACAAUUACUCCUCCUGUUGUAAAGCAGGAAAGAGACCCGGAAGAAUUCGUAACGAGGCAAAAUUGGCAGAAAGCAGGACAUAGGGAUCUAUGCACAGAGCCUGCUUGUGGGAAGUUGCUGGGUAAUAGCAAUGGCAUCGUGAACUGUCGGUAUAAUCAACCCUCUCCCGUCCAAACUUUCGAAAUUUCUGGACUUUUAUGUCAAUUUGUAUCGUGA